Messenger RNA from Phanerochaete carnosa HHB-10118-sp, 1965 nucleotides. RefSeq lists its product as uncharacterized. The record is from RefSeq and is a predicted model, not a curated record. The transcript is spliced from 7 exons. Gene Ontology annotation, molecular function: phosphatidate cytidylyltransferase activity. Lineage: Eukaryota; Fungi; Basidiomycota; Agaricomycetes; Polyporales; Phanerochaetaceae. The coding region runs from base 7 to 1884 and encodes 625 amino acids. Gene Ontology annotation, cellular component: endoplasmic reticulum membrane.
CGCACGAUGAGCAUACCGUCUGCCCAAAAUUCGCGAUCAUCUUUCGCGUCCAAGACCGCCUGGGAUGCUCUCGGUAUAGAGUCGGGCGAAGAAACGGAAGAGGAGGAGGCCGUUGAGUCUCCCGUGACAUCACUCACGAGCACUGAACCAGCACCUCUCACCAAGAGUGCACAGAAGAAGCUAAAGGAGAAGGCUCGCGCGGAAAAGAAGGCUCAGGAGAAAGCUGCGCGCGCGGCAGCACGAGCGCAGGCGAACGGAAAGCCUGCAAAUGGAACCGCGUCACUGAGCCCAUUGGAGACACCAUCCGACAGCCCUUCGAUCGUCACCAAGCCUCUUGAGGAGACCAAGAACGUUGUUGAAGCGGUAGCAAAACCAGCAGAGGACCUCCAGACGGAUGAUGAGGUUGCCCAGACCGCCGUCGAGACGAAUGGAGACACGCAACAUACAAUGGAGUCCUCAGCUCCUGAGCCCGAGCCAUUGAUUAACGCGAAAAUCGAGAGCGAACUGCCGUCAAAAGUGGAGCUGAAGCCACCUGCACCGCCGCUCGUUGCACCGCAGUCCCAGCAGAAACAGCAAUUGGUGGAGAAGAAAGAGAAGAACACGGAAGAGAGGAAAGUCGUUUUCGCAACACCGGACGAGAAGCCCAGAGCCGUGCGGAAUGGCACUAGCGUCAGCGAGCAAGAUGCAGAGAAGGUGAAGAAGAGGCAGAGCUUCUUGACGAGAACGUUAUGGACGUUUAUUAUGAUCGGUGGCUUCAUUGCCUUGCUUCUGAUGGGCCAUGUCUACAUGAUUGUGCUUGUAUUCAUGUGUCAGAUGUUGGUAUAUCGCGAAGUCACCGCGCUGUUCUCGCUCAAGCGGAAACCGCAAGACGAGGAGGAAGCAAACGGACGCGACCCAUGGAGCAAGACGCUCAACUGGUACUUCUUCGCCGUGGUGAACUACUACUUGUACGGCGAGACGAUUAUCUACUACUUCAAGCAUGUUGUUUUCUCAGAUGCCCAGCUCAUCGGGUUCGCUACCAACCACCGGUUCACUAGCUUCUCGCUGUAUACCCUCGGUUUCGUCGGUUUCGUCUUGUCACUCAAGCGUGGAUACCUCAAGCAACAAUUCGGCCUGUUCUGUUGGGUGCAUAUGACCUUGAUGCUCAUUGUGGUCUCUAGCCACUUCAUCGUGAACAACAUUCUCGAGGGUAUGAUCUGGUUUUUCGUUCCCGCGUCUCUUGUGAUCUGCAACGACGUGUUCGCAUACGUGUGGGGCAUCACCGUGGGUCGCACCCCACUUAUAAAACUCUCUCCAAAGAAAACCGUCGAGGGUUUCGUUGGCGCAUUCUUCAGCACCGUCAUUUUCGGCAUUGCCUGGGGCACAUAUUUCGCGCAGUUUGAAUACAUGACCUGCCCCGUGCGUGACCUCGGCGCGAGCGCGUUUGAUAGCGUCGUGGCGUGCACUCCCAACCCCGUGUUCGUCUGGCGUGAGUGGGUCAUUCCGGGUCCGCUGAGCGCGUUCUUGUCUACUGUGCUCGGGCGCUCUGUGUCGUCUGUCCCAUAUACGCCCUACCAGUACCACGUCCUCUUCCUUGCUACCUUCGCCUCUCUUGUCGCGCCAUUCGGCGGUUUCUUUGCCUCGGGCUUCAAACGUGCCUUCGAUAUCAAGGACUUUGGCCACAGCAUCCCUGGGCAUGGCGGUAUGACCGACCGUAUGGACUGCCAGUUCUUGAUGGGUGUCUUUACCUAUGUCUACUACUCGAGCCUCAUUCGUCAACACCACGUCACUGUAGGAUCCAUCCUACAGAUGAUUGUGAGCGGCUUGACGAUCGAAGAGCAGCUCGAGCUCAUGUCCGAUCUCAAGAGGUAUCUUGAAGGCCAGGGUGUCAAGCUCAAACUUUAAUUUCUUGCCGUUUCCACUGCUUUCUACCGGGUUGAGCUGCGCAAGUGUCAGACCUAUGCAAAACCAUCUUACGUCCCCUAC